Messenger RNA from Electrophorus electricus (electric eel), 1323 nucleotides. The record is from RefSeq and is a predicted model, not a curated record. NCBI's taxonomy places the organism in Eukaryota, Metazoa, Chordata, Actinopteri, Gymnotiformes, Gymnotidae.
AUGAGUUUGCACGCUUCACUUACGUCCAACAAGUCGCGAAUAUUCUCUAGCGAAUGCGACGCUUGCACACAUGUAAACGAGAUAAGACUGUACUGUGUAAACUGCAAUGAAACGGUGUGCGAUAGCUGCUUAAUUAACGGCAGUCACCGGAAUCACAGAUAUCUAACUUUGCAGGAUGCUGUCAAAAAUCAGUUGGAAAAAAUUAAAGACCAGUCAAAGAAGGUGAAAACUAACGUGAAGAAAUUUCAUGAUAUUAACGAAAUUGUUUUAAGAGCUGAAAAGGAAGUACAGCUAAUGUAUGAUAAAACAAAAAAAAACAUAACAGCCCAGUACAGUGAGCUCCAGACACUGUUGGAGCAGAAUCAUGAGCAAGCUUUCCUGUUACUGGAAGCUGAGAGAGGAUCUGUGGAAUAUACUCUGUCUCGGCUUGCUGAGGAUGGAGACUGUUAUCAACAGUACUCAAUGGACAUGCAGGAGAACAUAAAGACGCUCAGGAUGAAAGAGAAGACUGAAAGCCCUACCAGUUUGCUGGAGGAAAUCAAUGCACUGGAAAUGAGCCUGGAGACCAUGGAGGAGUAUUAUUUCACUCUGAACGAGAAGUUGAACUCUCAUGGCGUAAGGUUGAAGGCUAUGCAGGAUUCUGUCCAAAAACUAUUCAAGAAGAAUGAAAAGAUACUGCCACGGCCAUGGGAAUUCUCAAAGGCCAUCACCUUUGAUCCAGAUGAAAAACACAAAGACCUGACAAUCUCGGAGGACAAAACCCAGGUUUUUCUUAGAGGCUCCUCCACCAAGCACUCAAAGGAUCGCAGAGCAGCAUCAGCCAACAUCCUGGCAUCUCAGUCCUUCACCACAGGAAAGCAUUACUGGGAGGUGGAUGUAGGUGGCAGCCAGAACUGGUCAGUUGGUGUCGCAGUGCACAAUAAGAUUAAAAAUGGAGUUGAUUAUUAUCUGGGCAACAACAAAAGAUCCUGGGUACUGGAAUCAGAUGAAGGAGAUUUGAGGGCGCGUCACGACAAUAACGUCAGCAUUGUUAAGGAGGCCAGCGUGCAGAGGCUGGGUGUGUUUGUGGACUGUGAUAAGGGUAGAGUGAGGUUCUAUGAUGUCAGUACAGGCAACGUUUUACACACGUUCAUUAUCCGGUUCAAGGGGGCGGUGUGCCCUGCCUUCAGCCUCAGGGACCAGGCCUAUAGCACUGCACAGCUGCAUAUCUGUAGGCUGACUCCCAGAGAUGUGCAUUAUGCCAGUCGGGAAGGGUCAAUAGACUCCGGGACUUAUGACAUGAAUGAUGUGGGACAUAGAGGAUCUACAGAUACAAGUCUAUAG